GGGUGCAGGAGCCAGACACCAUCCGAGCUGACUGGCAGACAGUUUCAAGUGGAACAGAAGAUAGUUCCACCUCGGGGAGAGCGAGCUUUGGCUCACUCACUUGCUGCACAAAAUGAUAUUCCUCACGGCACUACCCUUGUUUUGGAUAAUGAUUUCAGCCUCUCGAGGGGGCCACUGGGGUGCCUGGAUGCCCUCAUCCAUCUCAGCCUUUGACGGCACAUGCGUCUCCAUCCCUUGCCGCUUUGACUUCCCUGAUGAGCUGCGGCCAGCUGUGGUGCACGGCGUCUGGUAUUUUAAUAGCCCCUACCCCAAGAACUAUCCCCCGGUGGUCUUCAAGUCCCGCACACAAGUGGUCCAUGAGAGCUUCCAGGGCCGUAGCCGCCUGUUGGGGGAUCUGGGCCUGCGCAACUGCACCCUGCUGCUCAGCACACUCAGCCCUGAGUUGGGUGGCAAGUACUACUUCCGCGGGGACCUGGGUGGCUACAACCAGUAUACCUUCUCGGAGCACAGCGUCCUGGACAUCAUCAACACCCCCAACAUCGUGGUGCCCCCAGAGGUGGUGGCAGGAACAGAGGUGGAGGUCAGCUGCAUGGUGCCUGACAACUGCCCAGACCUGCGGCCAGAGCUGAGUUGGCUGGGCCACGAGGGCCUGGGAGAGCCCACUGUGCUGGGCCGGUUGAGAGAGGACGAGGGCACCUGGGUGCAAGUAUCAUUGCUGCACUUCAUGCCCACUAGGGAGGCCAACGGCCACCGGCUGGGCUGCCAGGCCGCUUUCCCCAACACCACCCUGCAGUUUGAGGGCUACGCCAGUCUGGACAUCAAGUACCCCCCGGUGAUCGUGGAGAUGAACUCCUCCGUGGAAGCCACCGAGGGCUCCCACGUUAGCCUGCUCUGUGGGGCUGACAGCAACCCGCCGCCGCUGUUGACCUGGAUGCGGGACGGGGAGGUGCUCCAGGAGGCGGUGGCUGAGAGCCUGUACCUGGAGCUGGAGGAGGUGACCCCCGCGGAGGACGGCGUCUACGCCUGUCUGGCAGAGAACGCCUACGGCCAGGACAACCGCACCGUGGAGCUAAGCGUCAUGUAUGCACCUUGGAAGCCGACAGUGAAUGGGACUGUGGUGGCCGUGGAGGGGGAGACAGUCUCCAUCUUGUGCUCUACACAGAGCAACCCGGACCCCAUUCUCACUAUCUUCAAGGAGAAACAGAUACUGGCCACCGUCAUCUACGAGAGCCAGCUGCAGCUGGAACUGCCCGCAGUGACCCCUGAGGAUGAUGGGGAGUACUGGUGUGUGGCUGAAAACCAGUAUGGCCAGAAGGCCACUGCCUUCAACCUGUCUGUGGAGUUUGCCCCCAUGAUCCUCUUGGAGUCGCACUGUGCUGCAGCCCGGGACACAGUGCAGUGCCUGUGUGUGGUGAAAUCCAACCCCGAGCCCUCUGUGGCCUUUGAACUGCCAUCUCGGAAUGUGACGGUGAACGAGACGGAGCGCGAGUUCGUGUACUCUGAGCGCAGUGGUCUCUUGCUCACCAGCAUUCUCACCCUGCGGGGCCAAGCCCAGGCCCCACCCCGCGUCAUCUGCACCACCAGGAACCUCUAUGGCACCAAAAGCCUGGAGCUGCCCUUUCAGGGAGCCCACCGACUGAUGUGGGCCAAGAUUGGGCCAGUGGGUGCCGUGGUCGCCUUUGCCAUCCUGAUUGCCAUUGUCUGCUACAUCACCCAGACACGUAGAAAAAAGAACGUGACAGAGAGCCCCAGCUUCUCAGCGGGGGACAACCCCCAUGUCCUGUAUAGCAGCGACUUCCGAAUUUCUGGGGCACCGGACAAGUACGAGAGCGAGAGGCGCCUAGGAUCUGAGAGGAGGCUGCUGGGCCUUCGGGGGGAACCCCCAGAGCUGGACCUGAGUUAUUCCCACUCAGACCUGGGAAAACGACCCACCAAGGACAGCUACACCCUGACGGAGGAGCUAGCUGAGUAUGCUGAAAUCCGGGUCAAGUGAGGAAGCUGGGGGCAGCCUGCAUGGCCAUCCCCUGCUCAGGACCCUUGUGGCCCCCACUGGCUGUGGGCUCCCUUCCUCCUGAAAGUGGUAGCAACUGAGGCAGGAAGGGGCAGAGCAGGUGGCAGUGAGGUCCUGGGGGACCCAGUCCCUCCUUCCCAACUGCCCCACCCUGCCAACAUCCCAUCCCACAUUAU
Jaculus jaculus (lesser Egyptian jerboa) is the source of this 2187-nucleotide messenger RNA. It is a transcript of the gene Mag, whose product is annotated as myelin associated glycoprotein. The record is from RefSeq and is a predicted model, not a curated record. Lineage: Eukaryota; Metazoa; Chordata; Mammalia; Rodentia; Dipodidae. The transcript is spliced from 11 exons. The coding region runs from base 113 to 1993 and encodes 626 amino acids.